Messenger RNA from Panthera uncia (snow leopard), 1655 nucleotides. RefSeq names its product methyltransferase like 25B (gene METTL25B). The record is from RefSeq and is a predicted model, not a curated record. The transcript has 8 exons. Bases 95 to 1519 code for a protein of 474 amino acids. Gene Ontology annotation, molecular function: rRNA (adenine-N6,N6-)-dimethyltransferase activity. NCBI's taxonomy places the organism in Eukaryota, Metazoa, Chordata, Mammalia, Carnivora, Felidae. Gene Ontology annotation, biological process: rRNA modification.
UCUUCCGCCCCAGCCGCAGGUCCCCCGCGGGGCACUGACCCUGGCUCCCCGCUCGGCUCGUUCUCGCUCCUGACGCCACCAGCUGGACCCCGGGAUGCCGGGCGUCUCCGCCCGCGGCCUCUCUCACGAGGAGAGGAGGCAGCUGGCGGUGAACCUCACCCGUGUGCUGGCGCGCUACCGUCCCAUCCUGGACGCCUACAUCAUCGAGUUCUUUACAGACAACCUGUGGGGCACACUCCCUUGCUCGUGGCAGGAGGCGCUGGAUGGACUGAAGCCGCCACAGCUGGCCACACAGCUGCUGGGGAUGCCCGGGGAAGGGGAAGCGGUCAGGUACAGGUCGGUGUGGCCGCUCACCCUGCUGGCCCUGAAGUCCACAGCCCAUGCCCUGGCCUUUACCCGGACACCUGGCUUUCAGACCCCCUCAGAGUUCCUGGAGAACCCCAGCCAGAGCUCCCGCCUGACAGCCCCGUUCCGGAAACACGUCAGGCCCAAGAAGCAGCAUGAGAUCCGGAGGCUGGGAGAGUUGGUGAAGAAACUGAGUGACCUCACGGGCUGCACCCAGGUCGUGGAUAUAGGCUCAGGCCAGGGCCAUCUCUCCCGAUUCAUGUCCCUGGGGCUGGGGCUGACAGUGAAGAGCAUCGAAGGCGAUCGGAGGCUGGUGGAGAGAGCCCAGCGCCUGGACCGGGAGCUCCUGCAGGCCCUGGAGAAAGAGGAGAAGAGGAGCCCACAGGUGACCCGGGCCGGCCCUCGCCACUCCCCACACCACGUGGUUAGGUGGGUAGAGCCCACGGCCCUGUGCAAGGAGCUCCUGCUUCCCCUGGAGCCCUUGCCUCCGCGCGGGGCCCGCCUGCUGCUGACGGGCCUCCACGCCUGCGGGGACCUGAGCGUCGCCUUGCUGAGGCACUUCUCCUGCCCCGAGGUGGUGGCCCUGGCCUCGGUGGGCUGCUGCUACAUGAAGUUGAGUGAGCCUGGCGGCUACCCACUGAGUCAGUGGGUGGCGGGGCUUCGUGGCUCCGAGCUGCCCUACAGGCUGCGGGAGGGGGCCUGCCACGCCCUGGAGGACUACGCCGAGCGGCUACAGAGAGCGGGCCCCGGGCUCCGCACCCACUGCUAUCGGGCGGCACUGGAGACGGUCAUCCGGGGCGCCCGGCCCGAGCUUCGACGGCCAGGCGUGCAGGGGAUCCCCAGGGUCCACGAGCUCAAGAUCGAAGAAUACGUGCAGCGGGGGCUGCGGCGGGUGGGGCUGGAUCCCCAGCUGCCACUGAACCUGGCUGCCCUCCGGGCCCACCAGGCCCAGGAGAACCGAGUGGUGGCCUUCUUCAGCCUGGCCCUGCUCCUGGCCCCGCUGGUGGAGACGCUGAUUCUGCUGGACCGGCUGCUCUACCUUCAGGAGCAGGGCUUCCAUGCUGAGCUCCUGCCCGUCUUUAGUCCUGAACUCUCGCCCAGAAACCUAGUUCUGGUGGCCACCAAGAGUCCCCUGGGUGAGGCCUUCUCUCUUCUGGAAACUGAAGACAGCUGACGAACUCCAUCUGGAGUUCACCCAGAGGACCAGCCUCCUCGCUUCCUGCAACCCUGGCCUCUCCCUCCCCAUGUUAACGUAAUACUAUGUCAAGGUUUAUUUUUAAUUUAUUAAAUAAAUGAAAUCUUUAUUUCUC